Molecule: messenger RNA, 216 nt
Organism: Cinara cedri
Lineage: Eukaryota; Metazoa; Arthropoda; Insecta; Hemiptera; Aphididae
Source: the annotation of a GenBank genome assembly
GAUUUGGAUUAAUUUCUCAUAUUAUUAGUCAAGAAAGUAAUAAAAAUGAAACUUUUGGAAACAUUAGAAUAAUUUAUGCUAUAUUAACAAUUGGAUUAUUAGGUUUUAUUGUUUGAGCACAUCAUAUAUUUACUAUUGGUAUAGAUGUUGAUACACGAGCUUAUUUUACUUCAGCAACUAUAAUUAUUGCUAUUCCUACAGGUAUUAAAAUUUUUA